GGCGUGUACUGCAUCGACAUCAACUUUAUCGAGGACUCCCCGAAGUAUCUUGCCGGCGCGCUGGCCGCGUUGACCGCCAUGAUCAACCUGGAGCUGCCUCACAUCAAUGUUCUGACCAAGUGCGACCUGUUACAGGAGGGCGCCGACGUGGACAGGUUCCUCGAGGGCGAUACAGAGGCGAUCAUCGCCGACCUGCGGGAUUCCAUGCAGCCGAGGUAUCGCAAGCUGAAUCAGGCCAUGGGAGACCUGCUGGACGAGUACUCCUUGGUGAGCUUUGUGACGCUCAACAGGGAGGAUGAGGAUUCUAUCGAGCUGUGCCUCGCCCACGUCAACAACUGCAUACAGUAUGGUGAGGACCUGGAGCCCACGGGCCGAGAUAUGAUGACGGACGGGGACGACGAGGGCUGAGCUGCCGCGGCCCGGUCCAUUCCCGGCAGGCGGAGGGGGCGGGGGGUUCGGGGGCGUCCAGGAGCGCGCCUCCUCUGUCCUCUCCUCCCUUCGGCGUUGUGCGCUAGGAGAACCCAG
Messenger RNA from Prorocentrum cordatum, 525 nucleotides. The record is from the annotation of a GenBank genome assembly. Lineage: Eukaryota; Dinophyceae; Prorocentrales; Prorocentraceae.